This is a messenger RNA of Manacus vitellinus (golden-collared manakin), 2208 nucleotides long. RefSeq names its product Rho GTPase activating protein 26 (gene ARHGAP26). Gene Ontology annotation, cellular component: cytoplasm. NCBI's taxonomy places the organism in Eukaryota, Metazoa, Chordata, Aves, Passeriformes, Pipridae. The transcript has 22 exons. The record is from RefSeq and is a predicted model, not a curated record. Gene Ontology annotation, biological process: signal transduction. Bases 149 to 2128 code for a protein of 659 amino acids. Gene Ontology annotation, molecular function: GTPase activator activity; protein binding.
CCUGUCGGCCGCCAAGCGCAAGUUCGCGGAUUCCCUCAAUGAGUUCAAAUUCCGCUGCAUCGGCGACGCUGAAACGGAUGAUGAGAUUUGCAUAGCCAAGUCUCUGCAGGAGUUUGCCACGGUGCUGCGGAACCUGGAGGACGAGCGGAUGCGCAUGAUCGAGAAUGCCAGUGAGGUGCUGAUCACGCCGCUGGAGAAGUUCCGCAAGGAGCAGAUUGGGGCUGCCAAGGACGCCAAAAAGAAAUAUGACAAGGAGACUGAGAAGUAUUGUGGUGUCCUAGAAAAGCAUUUGAACUUGUCUUCUAAGAAGAAAGAAUCCCAGCUUCAGGAGGCAGACAGCCAGGUGGACCAGGUUCGCCAGCAUUUCUACGAAGUCUCUCUAGAGUACGUCUUCAAGGUGCAAGAGGUCCAGGAGAGGAAGAUGUUUGAGUUUGUGGAACCUCUGCUGGCAUUUCUGCAGGGGCUUUUCACGUUCUACCACCACGGCUACGAGCUUGCAAAGGACUUCAGCGAUUUCAAGACAGAGCUGACAAUCAGCAUCCAGAACACAAGAAACCGUUUUGAAGGAACAAGAUCAGAGGUUGAAGCUUUGAUGAAGAAGAUGAAGGAGAAUCCUCACGAGCACAAAAACAUCAGCCCUUACACGAUGGAGGGUUAUCUCUACGUGCAGGAGAAGCGUCACUUUGGGACUUCCUGGGUGAAGCAUUACUGCACAUACCAGAGGGAAUCGAAGCGGAUCACGAUGGUACCGUUUGACCAGAAAUCAGGAGGAAAAGGGGGAGAAGAUGAAGCUGUUACCCUGAAAUCCUGCACACGGCGGAAAACAGACUCGAUCGAGAAGAGGUUUUGCUUUGAUGUGGAAGCUGUGGAUCGGCCGGGCGUCAUCACCAUGCAGGCGCUUUCGGAAGAAGACCGGAGGCUGUGGAUGGAGGCAAUGGAUGGCCGGGAACCGGUGUACAACUCGAACAAGGACAACCAGAGCGAAGGCACUGCCCAGCUGGACAGUAUCGGCUUCAGCAUCAUCAAGAAGUGCAUCCAUGCUGUGGAAACAAGAGGGAUCAAUGAGCAGGGUCUCUACCGGAUUGUUGGAGUAAACUCCAGAGUUCAAAAGCUGCUCAGUAUAUUAAUGGAUCCCAAAACAGCCACAGAGACAGAUACAGAGAUCUGUGCAGAGUGGGAGAUCAAGACCAUUACUAGUGCACUGAAAACAUACCUGAGAAUGCUCCCAGGGCCCCUCAUGAUGUACCAGUUUCAAAGGAGCUUCAUCAAAGCAGCGAAACUGGAGAAUCAGGAGUCCAGAGUGUCAGAGAUCCACAACCUCGUUCAUCGGCUCCCGGAGAAAAACAGGCAGAUGCUGCAGUUGCUCAUGAACCACUUGGCAAAAGUUGCAGAUAAUCACAAGCAGAACCUGAUGACUGUUGCUAAUCUGGGUGUGGUGUUUGGGCCGACGCUGCUUCGACCUCAAGAGGAAACAGUCGCUGCCAUUAUGGACAUCAAAUUCCAGAACAUUGUGAUUGAAAUUUUAAUAGAAAACCAUGAGAAGAUAUUUAACACGGUGCCAGAGACUCCGGCGUCGAACUCACAGCUGCUGUUAUCCCGCAAGAAGAGCAUGGACUCGAAGCCUCCCUCCUGCAGCGAGCGGCCGCUGACACUCUUCCACACGCCCCAGCCCAACGAGAAGCAGGAGAACAGGAACAGUAUCAUCAACUCCAGCCUGGAAUCCGUCAUCUCUUCAAAUGUAAACAGCUUCCUCAACUCCAACAGCGCUCCCCAGCCCAGCCUGAACUCAAGUGAUCUUGAACUAGAAGUAAUUAAACCCAACAGGCCAAAUUCCCUCCCUCAGAAUCCAAGCCCAACGUCACCCCUCUCACCGUCCUGGCCCAUGUUCUCCGCGCCAUCAAGUCCUAUGCCCACCUCCUCUACGUCCAGCGACUCAUCCCCCAUCAGCUCCCCACUGCGCAAAGCCCGCGCGCUCUACGCCUGCAAAGCCGAGCACGACUCGGAGCUCUCCUUCACGGCUGGCACCGUGUUCGACAAUGUUCACCCAUCCCAGGAGCCUGGCUGGCUGGAAGGGACCCUCAACGGCAAGACAGGAUUGAUCCCCGAGAACUAUGUGGAGUUCCUAUAACUGUGGGUUUGUGCAGCGCCACUGCUGAGUGUUCCAUGGUAUCCAUGGCAGAGUCCUGCAGGCCCCUGUGUGACGUGGGG